GUGUUGAUAAGUUGUCACGAAAUAUGGUAGUCAAAAGACUUAGCAAAAUGCUACCAGAAAAAACGAAGUUUUCGUUACUAUAUUUCGUAUCCAUAGUUUUAGUAACUGUUUCUGGGUUUGAUGAGGAUGUUGCGAAAUAUCACUCAUACGAAGAUUUAGUUUCACUUUUUUCAAAACUAAAUGCUCAGUAUCCUAAUUUAACGAAAAUUCACACCAUUGGAACAAGCGUUGAAAAAAGAAGCUUGCUUGCCAUUCAGAUAACAGAUAAUGUAGAUGUAACAGAACCGGGCGAGCCUAUGUUUAAAUAUGUUGGUAACAUGCAUGGCAAUGAAGUCGUUGGUCGUGAGUUACUUAUAAAUUUAGUGCCAUAUUUACUGACACAAUAUGAAGCUAAAGAUCCUCGAAUUCGGAAACUAGUGGACUCAACAAAUAUUUUUAUUUUGCCCUCCAUGAACCCAGAUGGAUUUGCAAAAGCCAAAGUAGGAGAUUGUGAUUUAGGAGGAGGCAACGGGCGGGAAAAUGCUAACAAAAUUGAUUUAAAUAGAAAUUUUCCAGAUCAAUUUGUUGCAGCUUCUAAUCAAGACCCCAUUCAGCCUGAAACUCAAGCUAUGAUAAACUGGAUUGAACAAAACCCAUUUGUCCUAUCAGCUAACUUACAUGGUGGCAGUGUUGUUGCCUCUUAUCCUUUUGAUGACUCGGCAUCCCACAAGCUCCAAGGAGUAUACAGUGCGGCACCUGAUGAUAGCGUUUUCAAACUCCUGGCCCAUACCUAUGCUGAUAAUCACCUGACAAUGAAAAAUGGACAUGUUUGUCCAACUGAUAAUUUUAAAGGUGGUAUCACAAAUGGGGCACAGUGGUAUGAUGUACCAGGUGGCAUGGAGGAUUACAAUUACUUGCACAGCAACUGUCUAGAGAUUACUCUGGAGUUAUCUUGUUGCAAGUAUCCAGACCCUUCUGAGUUGCCAAAAGAAUGGAACAAUAACAAAGAAGCCCUUUUAGCUUAUAUGGAAAUGGUCCAUAUUGGAAUUAAAGGUUUUGUGCUUGACUCUGAAACUGGACUUGGAAUUCCAAAUGCUAAAAUUGUGGUUGAUGGGAUUAACCAUAAUAUCACUACAUCAAAGUUUGGAGACUACUGGCGUUUAUUGGUACCUGAUACCUAUACAGUUAGGGUUGUUGCCGAUGGAUAUGAAAGCACUGUGCGAGAUAAUAUUGUGGUGCCUAGUGGUAAUGGGGUGCAAGUGAACUUCACUUUGACAAAGAGAAGUGUCAAACCUUCAUCGGAUUCAUUGGAAACACUAGUGAAUCUUGUAAACUCUCUUCAAGACUACAGCCAUCACUCAGCUACAAACUUCAAGGAGCCGACAAAUUUGACUCACCACAGCAACCAGGAGAUGACAGAACUACUGACUGCCUUAUCCACCCGGUACCCCUCUAUUACAAGACUGUACUCCAUUGGCAAGAGCGUACAGAACAGGGACCUGUGGGUCCUGGAGAUUACUGACAACCCAGGUGUGCACGAGCCAGGUGAGCCUGAGUUCAAGUACAUAGCCAACAUGCACGGGAACGAGGUGGUGGGCAGAGUGAUGCUCCUGUCUCUGGCCACGCUGUUGUGUGAGAACUACGGCACUGACCAGCUCAUCACCCUGAUGGUCGACCAGACACGCAUACACCUCAUGCCCAGUAUGAACCCAGAUGGCUACGAGAUUGCUAAAGAGGGAGACAUCUCAGGCAUUGAAGGGCGCUCCAAUGCUCACAACAUAGACCUAAACAGAAAUUUCCCGGGGCUUUUCAACCAAGUGGAGACCAACAAAGUCCAGGAGAUUGAGACUCUGGAAGUGAUGAACUGGACAAUGUCCUACCCGUUUGUCCUGUCUGCCAACAUGCACGGGGGCUCCCUGGUGGCCAACUACCCCUACGACGACUACCCGAGUGGUCAUCCUGUGGUGCCGUCUGAGUCUCCUGACAGCGCUGUGUUCAAACAAUUAGCUGAGUCUUACUCACUGGCACAUUCAAGUAUGCAUUCUGGCCACCCAUGUCCAAAUAUUGAUGAUACGUAUUUUGAAAAUGGUGUUACUAACGGUGCCAAGUGGUACGCUGUGACUGGCGGCAUGCAGGACUGGAACUACGGAUUCACCAACUGUUUUGACAUCACAUUUGAGUUGGGCUGUGUCAAGUACCCACUGAAAAGUGAUUUACCCUCAUACUGGGAGGCCAACAAAGACUCACUACUAGUUUACAUGGGCCAGGUACACAAAGGUGUGAGAGGGUUCGUCAAAGACAAAGAAUCUGAUGCGCCUAUAGCUAAUGCCGUGAUAUCAGUGGAGGGCAUCAAGCAUGAUAUACACUCAGCGGCUGACGGGGAUUACUGGAGACUGCUCACCCCCGGGACCUACGUCUUAACUGCUAGUGCCAUUGGCUACAAGCCCCAGUCCAUAACUGUCAAGGUCAGCUCUGGGGCAGCUGUGUCUGUCAACUUUAGCCUAGCUGUGGUGGACGCUGCCAAGUGGACGUCAGUGGAGGACUUUGACAUUAAAGAAAACAUGCAGUCUGAUCGCUACUUGUCACCCAGCGAUAUCAAACAGGAGCUUCUUAACAUGGCCAGCAAAAAUCCAACUGUUGCCAAGUAUGAACAUUUGGGACCCCCUGGGAAUGAUGAGAUUGCUACAAUUCAUCUUUCAGCUUCGUUCAAUGAUAGCAAGCCCCAUGUCCUCUUGCUGGGUGUCCUGAAUGGUGAUUCACCACUAGGUGGCGAGAUACUUGUGAGAUUAGCUCGUCAUUUAAUCACAGGUUUCAACCAGAAGGAGCCCAAGGUUGUGAAUGUUCUGAGCAAGGUGCAUGUUCACAUCCUGCCUCAGUUCAAUGCUCAGGUUACCUCUGCUGUAGCUGGGGACUGCACAGGGGAGAAUUACAAAGGGUCAAAGUUCAAUAAACUUGUCAUAGAAAAGGACCCAUCUGUCUCCUACCUAGUGAAUUUUAUUGCCUCGUACAAGUUUGACCUUAUACUCAAUUUGGAAGGGGGUGGCAAGUUCAUUGUCAUCCCUCGUAAUGUUCCACUGAGUGAAAACCAUAUAGAUCUAGUGAUGACAGAGGAUGAAGACAUUCUCCAGGAGAUAUCCAUGGCUUUUGUCAAGUCAAUGACUGACAUCCACCAUCCAGAGGCUUGUGGUGGGGCUAAAUAUUCAGGGAUUAUUCAUGGGGCAUCCAUGGGCAACGACGGAGUAGCCUUUGCUGAUACUGUGUAUGCUCAGUACAGGACCUUGAUGCUUAGUGCCCACAUAGCAUGCUGCAAAUACCCCCCUGCCUUGGAACUCCCAGACCUGUGGAUGGCAUCUCUGCAACCCAUUCUAAAUGUCUUAACUAAGUCUCUACAAGGGGUCCAGGGCAAGGUGGUCAAUGAAAAGGGGGAGACAAUCUCCUCGUACUCCCUGCAGCUGGACAGUCGCAGUAAAUUUGAAUUAAGUUCUAAUUUCUUUUGGCUGACUACAGCGGGCUACCAUGACAUCACAAUAGAAGCUAAGGGCUACAACACAGUGACCAAAAGGAUCUACAUGCAGGAGAAUUCCCCCGUCACCCUGGAUGUAGUGCUGAAGGUGGAGGACACCAGCAACCAGAGGGUGGGUUACCAUGACUACACGGCUCUCACCAGUUCAUUGAAGAAUAUAUCCAGCAAGUGUCAGGAUAUUGCCAGCUUAGUCAGUAUUGGUAAAACCAAAUUGGAGUCUGAUAUCUGGAUGCUGAAGUUUGGUCAUCCUGUGUCUGAGGGUCAUUUGAGGCCUAAGAUAUUCUUUGUGGGCAAUGUCCACGGGGAGGAGAUGGUGUCCAGAGAGGUCCUGGUCCAGCUGGGCAUGUACUUGUGUGAUCAGGGCAAGCAGGACGAUUUUAUGGCAAAGUUGCUACAGGAGAUGGAGAUUUUCAUUAUUCCAGCACUGAAUGUGGAUGGUGGUCGGCUGGCCAUGCCCAGUGUCUGUGAGAAAGGGAUGGGGCACAACAACUCUCUCAACUUUGACCUGGACACCAACUUCCUGGGUGUUGAUGACUACAAAGGUGAUGAAGAACAGCUUGAGACCAAGGCAUUGAAGAAAGCCUUGUCAGAUACAAACUCUCAUAUAGUUGUCAACCUGCGCAGUGGGAAUAAUGUGGUGGCCUAUUUUGGACCAGCUGACCAAGCAUUGGCUGAGGCAUUUGUUCACGGUGGUGGAGGGGAGACAACAAAUCUUGGAUGUGGUGAAAGUUUUAAAUCUCCUAUAGUAGAGUAUGAAAAAUACUUUUCCCACAAAGGAAGUCUAAUGCGAUACCUCCACUGGAAUGUUCAUCGUGCUGCACUGGAGGUGUACACCAGCUGUUGCAGGUACCCAAGUGCUGACCAGCUGGUUGGUAUCUGGACACACAUGAAGCAGCCACUCAUGUCCCUCAUCAGAGAGUCACAUAAAGGAGUGUAUGGAACUGUGGUGGACAAAGAGAGCCAGAAACCUUUGUCUCAGGUGAGGAUUACGGCAACCCCUUCAGGCUAUGUGCAGUACACAGACAGUAAAGGCAGAUUCAUCUUCUACCUGCCAGGAGGGACCUACAAGUUUAAAUCUGUUGUCAGCAGUUACCAGGAUCAGGAUACGGAGGUGGUGGUGCUGUUAGGUCCAAAUGCUAAGGAAAUUGGUAUUGAGAUGAUCACCAGUACUUGGAUAUUUGGAUUGUCUCCCAUGCUAUCUGUUACAAUUAUAGGUUGUGUAGUCUUGCUGAUCCUGAUCUUCAUCACUGCCGUCAUGUGCCUGAAGAAAACAGGCCGCAUGCAGUACGACAGCCUGGGCUUCCAACAGCUCCAGGACCACGACGAGGACGACGACAGCGACGACCUGACUGACAUAGCCCACGACAACAACGCCUACAAGAUGAAGGAACAGAACAACCACAAGGUGCUGGAGGAGUACCACGAUCAGGCAUCCGACGAGGACGAAGAGGAUAGUUUGUUUGAUAAAGGCCAGUUGAUAAAAUAAUGUUAGGAAACUUUUUAGUGUAGAUUCUUGUUGGUGGUAAUUUCCUCUACACUGUUGCUAAUUUUGAGAUUAUUAUUAUUUUUUCGUAUUGCUGUUUAAAAAACGAUAUAUAAGCUAUUGAAAUUUUUAACAUACUGUUUAUAGUUAAAUUCCAAGUGAUCUCAAGCAGUGGCUUAGGCAAAGGGUGGGGGGUUGUUUGAAGGGGUUGAAACCCUCCUCCCCCAAGUACAAAUAAAAUGAUAGCUGUUUUACAUUAACUUACAGAUAAUGCCAUUGGUACACCCAUUUUGUUAUUACUUUCAAUUUCAGUAUUUUGAAUGUUAAAAAAAAAAUAACAAUCUUAAAAUGGUCAUUGAAUAUGUUUAAAUAUAUAUAUAUAGUAAAAACCGGGUUUUUAAA
Molecule: messenger RNA, 5387 nt
Organism: Physella acuta
Lineage: Eukaryota; Metazoa; Mollusca; Gastropoda; Physidae
Product: carboxypeptidase D
Biological process (GO): protein processing; peptide metabolic process
Molecular function (GO): metallocarboxypeptidase activity; zinc ion binding
Source: RefSeq, a predicted model, not a curated record